CGAAACCUCGUCAUUUCUCAUUUUGUGUUGCGCUCUGAAACUAAAAGAUAAUUGUAUGGGAUGCAGUGACGAUGGGUGUCAGUGAGUGGAAUGAGCUGAUGGAGGAUGUCAAGCAACGUGGGAUUAUUGAGCAUCUUCAGAUGGGAACUGAAAUGAUGGUGUAUCAGCAGAAGACUGAGAGACUCACUGUUCAGGUCAUUAUGGAGACCAUGCAAGUGGCUUUAAUGCGCUCAGGUGACAGGAUAGUCAAAGUGGUGGACAUUUCUGAGCUCAAGGAGGUUCGCCAGUGGAAGACAUUCAAGGAUUUCCAGCGAUUUAAUGAAAGCAGGGGGAGUAAAUUUCGAAGAAUCUUUUGCCAAUCUGAAAAAGACGUUCAACAGGACAGGAAAACCUGUUUCACCAUCUUCUAUGGAUCUGAUUUUACUUUAAAGUCAUUGAGUCUAAAUGCUCAUUCAGUGGAGGAUGCAGAAAAAUGGCUGACAGGACUGGAGUUACUCAGACAGACACUGGCACCUCACACACCAGUUAUUAUAGAGAGUUGGCUGAGGAAACAGAUGUAUUCGGUUGAUCUGACAAAGAAAAACAGCAUCACCCUAAAAGAGCUCAAGUCGCUUUUGCCACAAAUGAACUUCAAUGUGCCAAGUGGACGUUUUUUGGAGGACAGAUUUAUGGAGGUUGGAGCAAAUGAUUAUGUCCUCAAUUUUCUACAGUUUCACAAAUUAUACAAUAUUUUAAUAUUUGAAAACCAAAAGUUGCUGAUGGAGGAGUUUGAAAAAGGGCCUGCACCUUUCAUAAUGAGUAAUACUGAUAGACCUGACUCUUCUGUAGUUGCCCUCAACGAUUUUCAAAACUUUCUUUUAUAUCGACAGAAGGAGCCCUGGGCCAAAGAUUUAAUUAAGGUACAAAAUUUAAUGGCCAUCUUCAUCAAUGACGCCACAAGGAGGACAGAAGAUCUAGCCUUGACUGUUGGAGAGUUCCUCAGUUUUCUCUUCUCCAAAGAAAACCAAAUUUGGGAUGAAAAGUUUUCCGAGAUUUGCCCACUGGACAUGAACAAUCCACUGUCUCACUACUGGAUCAACUCUUCUCACAACACAUAUCUGACUGGAGAUCAGCUGCGUAGUGAGUCUUCAACAGAAGCGUAUGUGCGCUGUCUGAGACUGGGCUGUCGCUGUAUUGAGUUGGACUGCUGGAAUGGUCCAAACGAACCUGUUAUAUACCAUGGUCGAACCAUGACCUCCAAGAUAAAGUUUAAGGAUGUGGUGAAGGCCAUCAACGAUCAUGCAUUUACAACAUCGCAGUAUCCUGUGGUGUUGUCUAUAGAAGAACACUGUGAUAUCAAGCAACAGAAAAUGAUGGCUCAGAUAUUACAAGAUGUUUUCCAGGACAAGCUCCUGACUGAACCUCUGGAUUCAGAAGCAGAACAUCUACCUUCCCCAAACCAACUGGAGGGCAAGAUCAUCAUCAAGCACCAGAAAAUAAAAGAGAAUGACCACACCAUUAAGCCAGAGGAAGAAAAGGGAAACACUGCUGUGAAAUGUAAAUUAGACAGCUUCAGGAAAAUUGGAAACACUUACAGGGAGAAGAUAAGAAAAUCAAAAGAAAACAGUGUAGUGGAGAAGGAAGGAGAGCUUUCCAUGUGGGAUCCAAUAGAUAAGAGGUUUUACAAGCAUGACUGUGUGAUCUCAGAUAAUAAGCUGUACUAUUCUGAAGAGAAGGGGGAGGAACGCAGUACACUGACUGAGGACAGCUCAGAGCUUCACCUGUCAGCGCCCUGGUUUCAUGGACGUUUGGCCGAGGGCAGAAUAGCCGCUGAAAAACUCCUGCGUCAUUACUGCAAAGGGACGGAUGGAAAUGAUGAAACCUUCCUGGUGAGGGAGAGUGACCACUUCAUCAGAAACUACAUUAUCUCCAUCUGGACACGUGGGAGAAUUCAGCACUACAGAAUCUUCUGUUCCUCAGAAAAUGGUCGCACAUUCUUUUUCUUGACAAUCAAAGAGUGCUUUCCUAGUAUGUGUGCCUUGAUCGAUUAUUACAGACAGCAUUGGAUCAACUAUGACAGAUUCAACUUGUGCCUCAAGAAUUUCUUGCCGCGGCUCAAUUUCGAGCCUCUCCACCACAUGGGGUGGUUUUACAGUAACAUGAGUCGAGCUGAAGCUGAAGACUGUCUUUUGAGGAUCCCUCGAGAUGGAGCGUUCCUCAUCAGACAGAGAAAAGAGCCUGACACCUUCGCCCUUUCCAUCAGAUUUGAAGGUGACAUCGAGCAUUACAAGAUUUGCCGAAACAGCAGUAAAUAUGUGUUGGCAGAUGCCUAUGAGUUCUUUGGUCUUGAGGAUAUGGUCAGCUGUUUUAGAAAUCAGCUUUUCUACGGCAAGACAAAACUACGCUACCCGGUAACGCCACAGUUAGUGGAUCGCUUCUGUAUGGAGGAUCUCUCAACAAAUGAUAGUGAGCAGUACAGUGAGGUUAGUGAAGAUAAUCCAUUAGGUGACCAAUGUAAAGGUGUGGUGGACAUAUCGAAAUGUAAUGCUGCACGCAAAGCCAAAUUUGGCAGACCCCUCGUAGUGACCCUGUUGAAUAAGGAGAACCAAAAGCUAACCGAGUUCACAUGUGAGAUCAUGGAGCAGUUGGAUGAAUGGUACCUGGUCAUUCUGAACAUCAUCCAAAGAGAACAAAGUUUGGAGAAAGCGAGAAAAGCAGAAGUGGAGUCCAAAACCAAAAUAGCCGUUGAGAUGUCAAACAUGGUGGUUUACUGCCAAUCUAUCAAAAAAAAGACCUUCGAAAAUUACAACUACAAAGAGGUCCGCUCGCUUCCAGAUAACAUGAUUCCAAAAGAGGGGAAUGAAAGCGGCGUGGAGAAAUCAGACUGCAUUGCAGAGUACAACCGCACAGCACUGACCCGCGUUUAUCCCUGUGGUGGCAAAGUUGAUUCCUCCAACUUUGACCCCUGUCCUGCAUGGAAAUUAGGCUGCCAAAUGGUGGCUCUUAACUUCCAAACGGAUGAUAAGUUCAUGCAGCUGAACAGUGCUCUCUUCAGUCUGAAUGGAGGUGCAGGUUAUGUGCUUAAACCAGAGUGGAUGCGAGAUCCAACCAAGAGGAAGCCUGCAAAACAAAGCAUCAGAAUCAGAGUUUUAGCAGCCAGACAUCUGCCCAACCCAGAGUACAUUGUCAGUCCGUUUGUCCAGGUUGAGUUGUGGCCAAAUUCAGGUCAAGCUGAAGACUACACUUUCAAAACUACCCUCUUUAAGGAUAAUGGACUGAAUCCAGUGUGGUUGGGCCCAAUGAAUCCACCCAAAUCCUUUGAAGUAAAUGAGCCAGACUUGGCCUUCCUGCGCUUUGUGGUUUUUGAGGAGGAUAUGUUCUCUGAUGCCAAGUUUCUUGCACAGGCCACUUCUCCUUUUAGAUGUAUUCGCUCAGGUUAUAGGUCUGUCCCACUGAAGAACAGAUUUAGUGAAAAUCUGGAGCUUGCGUCUCUUCUGGUGCAUGUACAGCAAUAUGAGGAACUUUGAUGUGGAGGCUGAAGAAUGAGGAGAGCUAUCCUGCUGAAGAAUUUGCCCUCUCCUGUGGUUUGUAAUGUAAUGGGCAGCACAAACAUCUUGACACCUCAGGCUGUUGAUGUUGCCAUCCACUCUGCAGAUCUCUCGCACACCCCCAUACUGAAUGUAACCCCAAACCAUGAUUUUUCCUUCACCAAACUUGACUGAUUUCUGUGAGAAUCUUGGGUCCAUGCGGGUUCCAGUAGGUCUUCUGCAGUAUUUGUGAUGAUUGGAAUGCAGCUCAACAGAUGAUUCAUCAGAAAAAUCUACCUUCUGACAUAAUAAAAUAAUAAAUUCUUCUACUUAAGAACAUGUUAAA
Danio aesculapii is the source of this 3852-nucleotide messenger RNA. Its product is annotated as 1-phosphatidylinositol 4,5-bisphosphate phosphodiesterase gamma-2. Gene Ontology annotation, biological process: phosphatidylinositol-mediated signaling; positive regulation of epithelial cell migration; lipid metabolic process. Gene Ontology annotation, molecular function: phosphatidylinositol-4,5-bisphosphate phospholipase C activity. The record is from RefSeq and is a predicted model, not a curated record. NCBI's taxonomy places the organism in Eukaryota, Metazoa, Chordata, Actinopteri, Cypriniformes, Danionidae. The coding region runs from base 72 to 3506 and encodes 1144 amino acids. The transcript has 32 exons.